Toxotes jaculatrix (banded archerfish) is the source of this 3428-nucleotide messenger RNA. RefSeq names its product protein arginine methyltransferase 9 (gene prmt9). The record is from RefSeq and is a predicted model, not a curated record. The coding region runs from base 381 to 2945 and encodes 854 amino acids. Gene Ontology annotation, molecular function: protein-arginine omega-N monomethyltransferase activity; protein binding. The transcript is spliced from 13 exons. NCBI's taxonomy places the organism in Eukaryota, Metazoa, Chordata, Actinopteri, Toxotidae. Gene Ontology annotation, biological process: peptidyl-arginine methylation.
UGGUUGAACGGUAACUGAUGCAUGAUCCUUAGCAGAAAUGUGAUUUACAGUGUAAAUUAACAGCCUGUAGAUAUAACGUGAAUAUAAACAGACAUGGUCAUUUUUUGACAUAAAGCCAAGCUAACGUAGCGACUGUCAGAACAGAUUUUAUCAUGUGAGACAACGUAAAGCUGCCUCCAGGAGAAGGAUGCUUCACUACGAUGCUAACGACUUUACUGGACAGAGCUGUAACGGUGUUUUUGCAAAAUUAUCAUCACCGCUUUGAUUAGACUAAGCUAGACAACAAAAAAAAAAAAAAAAAAAAAAAAAAAAAAAUAAUUAAACAUUAGUGAUCUUCUCUACUCCACAUCCCAGUCUGUGAUCUAAAACAACACACAGGGAUGCCUAAUGCCAGUGCAAGGCCGAAGCAUAGCAGGAGGGCCCGAAGGCGACGGAGAGAGGAUCCUGCCAGGAAUGAGCUGGUCUCUAGUUCCCUAGAAAGUGCACAGCAGUGCCUGUUUAACCAAGAUUAUGGAACUGCGUUUGUGCACUACCUUCUGGUCCUCAACCUUGCACCUAUGUUUAAGGACUUUGCGAAGGAGUCCUUCAGGUUCACUCUUUUCAAAUGGGCAGAAGAGCUGGACUCUGUGGGCCGUAUUCAGGACCUUUUCGACUGCUACGAACGAGCCCUGGAACUUUUCCCUGCUGAUGAGGUCAUCCUAAACAGCAUGGGUGAACACCUGUUCAGGAUGGGAUUUAGAGAUGAGGCUGCAGGUCAUUUCCAUAAAGCCUUGAAGCUGAGACCGGACUACCCAGAGGCCAGGGAGAACUUCUACCGUGUGGCCAACUGGCUGGUGGAGCGCUGGCAUUUCUUCAUGCUCAAUGACCAUGGAAGGAACCAGAAGUACCAGCAAGCCAUUCAGAAGGCUGUUCAGAGCGGCUGCAACACUGUACUUGACAUAGGUACUGGCACUGGGAUCCUUGGUAUGUGUGCUAAGAAGGCAGGGGCUGCUGAGGUGUAUGCCUGCGAGCUAUCGAAGACAAUGUAUGAACUGGCCUGUGAGGUGGUGACUGCUAAUGGAAUGGAUGGCAGCAUUAAGCUCCUGCAUAUGAAAUCUCUGGAGAUGGAAGUACCAAAGGACAUCCCACACAGGGUGUCCUUGGUGGUGACAGAGACAGUAGAUGCAGGAUUGUUUGGAGAGGGCAUCAUAGAGAGUCUCAUUCAUGCCUGGCACCACCUCCUACUGCCUCCACAGAGAGGUGAGAAUGAAUUAAGGGAACAGUCUGUGACAGGACGGGUCAUCCCUGCUGGAGCCACUGUGUUUGGUAUGGCUGUUGAGUGUGUCGAGAUCCGCCGGCAUCACAGGCUCUGUGUGUCAGAGGUGGGAGGUCUGUCCAUGGCAGCAGCUGGGGAGCUCCGUAGUCCAGUGAGCUGCAGCUCUGAGCCGGAUGACUCCAUGGAGCCAUACACCACAGAGAGACUCAGCAGACUGCCGGGGGGAUACAAACCUCUCACAGAGCCCUUCACAGCCCUCAACAUAGAUUUCAAUAAUGUGCAGGAACUCGAGGGCCUGAGCUCCAGGGAGGUUCAGCGGCUCUGCCUGCCCGUCAUUCAGGAGGGGGAGCUGGAUGCUCUGGCUGUGUGGUUCCAGCUCCACCUGGACGAGGACAGCAGUCUGUCUACUGGACCCCAGGAGGACACGUGCUGGGAGCAAGCCAUCUACCCUGUCCACAGCGCCAAGGGUUUUGUCCUGAAACCUCGAGACGAGCUGAUUGUUGAGAUCUCCUGCCGGGAUGCGUACCUGAGGCUCUGCAGUGUUGCUGUGCUGAGAGAUGGGCAUGAAAUCCGCCUGGACAAGCGUCUUGACUCAAGCUGCUCUGGAAAUCCCAUUUCAAACCCAAACCCCGAAGCAGAACUGUGCAGUGCAUUAGCAUGUCUUCAGACUGACCAGAACCAAACAAAAGACUUCUGCAUACUGGAAUGUUCAGAAAUGGCUCUCCUGAACAAUCAGGAUUACCAUCAGAGUUUCUGCAGCGCGUUAGGAAAACUAAUCUCUCAGCUGAGGGUUAAAUGCCAAAACCAAGGAUCCAGUGUUGAGCUUGACCUCGCUGACCCUGGUAAUAACUCCACAGACUGUAGUGACAUGCUGUACGUGCUGGAUGUGUCAGAGGGUUUCUCUCUGCUCUCCCUCAUCGCUGCCAGCCAGGGUCGUGUAAAAGCCUAUAGCUCCGUGGAAAAGAACAAACAACAGGAAGUGCUAAAGAGACUGGCUCACUCCAAUAAUGUCUCAGAACAGCAUCUAGAGUUCUGGCUCAACCACGUGGAGGACGAGCAGGGGAUGCUGCAGAGGCCGUCCAGAGAGAAGCUGUGGAGUGCCAUCAUCCUGGACUGUGUAGAGACCUGUGGUCUGAUUAGACAGAAGUUGAUGGAGAAGGCUUCACUGGCCAGGUGUCUGCUGGAGGAAGGAGGACAUAUUUUCCCAGAGCGGAUCGUGGUGUACGGUAUGCUGGUGGAGUCAGACACGUUGCUGCUGGAGAGUGCUGUUCAGGGUCAGGAGCCGACAUUGGGAUUCAAUAUUGCUCCCUUCAUCAACCAGUUCACUGUUCCAGUUCAUGUGUUUCUGGACUUUUCCACUCUGGAGUGCAGACAUCUCAGUGAGUCUGUGGAGCUCUUUGUUCUUGACCUUAUGGAUACCAACGCAAACUACACUAACAGAGAAGUCAAGGUCCAGGCUACAUCUGCAGGCAGAGUAACAGCAAUUCCCUUCUGGUACCACAUCCACCUGGACCAGGAGAUCAGCGUCAGCACCCUCAGCCAGAACUCUCACUGGAAGCAGGCGGCUGCUGUGCUGCAGGAGCCCCUUCUGGUACGAGCUGGAGACUGGGUCCAUCUAGCUGUGAAGCUUCACAAGAGCACCAUCUCCAUAUCAGCCCAUGUAGACAAUGCCCCUGGGUCAAUGGAGUAAUACCCUCCUAACUUCUAGCUUUGCAACUAGUUUUAUUUUUAUAUAUUUCAAGUUAAAUUUGGAUUACUGUCACAUACUCUUUAAGGAAAUGGAUUAAACACUAUAUAUUCCCUAGUGUCAUUUUUCAUAAAUGUAAUACCAGUAUUCAAAUUUCUUAGUUUUCCCAGACACACAGGUUCUUUGUUUUGGGAUUUGGUAUAAGUCUGCAUGACCCAAACUCUUGUUAGAGUGGGAAGCUGGUUCAGUCAUAAUUUGCUAACAAAAAACCUUCAAGUCAUGUUAUUUGUAAAUUGUGCUAAGUCAGAGGACAUUGAUAAUUUUUACUUAUAAAAUGUAUAAGUAUAUAAAUAUUGUCCUUUGAUUAUGGUUGCAGUUGUUUUUGUAAAUAUGUUUGUGGGUAUCAAUAGAAAAAGACAAUAAAUGUGUGGCAUUUCCUUAAUAAAUGCAAGAGAAAAAAAAAUGAAAUCAGCCAAAAAUGCAGUU